AAUAAUACUCAGUGGAGCACACUUCUACAUUUGUCUCGCAAUAUUAGUGAUAAUCUUUGGCAUACUGUUGAAAUUAUAUUCUCAGACAAUAUCCAGUUUAGACUACUUGACCCCUUUUGUGAUAGUACAUGUGUAACGCAGUCCAGGUAUGAUGGCCCAACCAACAUUGAGUUUCAGGGAAUGUCGAUAGGAGGUAUACAACCAGUGAAGACCAAAGAGGAAAAUCAUGGUAAUAACAUAGUGGAAACACAGCCCUGGCUUGUGGGCUGCUUAAGGGAUAUCAAAGUAGGUACCACUGUUAUUACAGAAGAAGUUGGGAAAUCGGCUGGUGUUGAAGUUGGCUGCAAGCGACAAGACCACUGUGAGAAACAACCAUGUGAAAACAGGGGGAAAUGCGUUAAUCUAUGGAUCAACUACUACUGUGAUUGCUAUAGGCCUUAUAGAGGGAUUAACUGCUCCACAGAAUAUGAAGUGGUGGAGUUUGGACAUGGAAAGGUAUCUUCAUAUGCCGUUUUCCACACUCUCUCU
Molecule: messenger RNA, 528 nt
Organism: Staurois parvus
Lineage: Eukaryota; Metazoa; Chordata; Amphibia; Anura; Ranidae
Source: the annotation of a GenBank genome assembly